UGGUAACCACCUCACCCAAGGGUUAAAUAGGGGUUUGGGCAAGCAAGCAAGAUGCUCCGGAGAAGCUCUCUCUCAUCUGUCUCCCCUAAUAUUGGACCAUGACCCAGUCCCUCAAGCUCGCCUCCAGAGUGUUCCAUCGCCUCCGCUGGGCUCCGGAGCUGGGCGCCUCACUACCCUCCCCGGGCUCCGACUCAGCACCUCGGAGCCUGGCAGAUAUCCCAGGCCCUUCCACGCCUAGAUUCCUGGCUGAACUUUUCUGCAAAGGGGGACUGUCGAGGCUACACGACCUGCAGGUGCAGGACGCUGAGCGCUUCGGCCCGGUAUGGUCCGCCAGCUUCGGGAAGGUGCGCACAGUGUACCUGUCGGCUCCUGCGCUCAUCGAGCAGCUGCUGCGACAGGAGGGACCCCGGCCAGAGCGCUGCAGCUUCUCGUCCUGGGCGGAGCACCGUCGCCGCCACCAGCAGGCUUGUGGACUUCUCACCGCGGAAGGCGAAGAAUGGCAGAGGCUCCGUAGCCUCCUGGCCCCACUCCUCCUUCGGCCUCAAGCGGCUGCUGGCUAUGCCGGGAUCCUGGACAAAGUGGUCUGUGACCUUGUGCGAAGACUAAGGCGCCAGCGGGGGCGCAGCACUGGGCCGCCUGCCCUGGUUCGUGACGUGGCGGGAGAGUUUUACAAAUUUGGACUUGAGAGCAUAGCCGCGGUGUUACUGGGCUCGCGUCUGGGCUGCUUGGAGGCUGAAGUGCCUCCGGAUACAGAGGCCUUCAUCCGUGCUGUGGGGUCAGUGUUCGUGUCCACGCUGCUGACCAUGGCAAUGCCCAGCUGGCUGCAACGCCUUGUGCCUGGACCCUGGGAUCGCCUCUGCCGAGACUGGGACCAGAUGUUUGCAUUUGCCCAGCGGCACGUGGAGCGGGGAGAGGCCGAGAUAGCUAGGAGGAACCAGGGAAAACCUGAGGAGGAAGACAUGCUGUGCAGGGCACACCUGACCCACUUUCUUUUUCGGGAGAAGUGGACUGCCCAGACCAUCCUGGGCAAUGUGACAGAGCUGCUACUGGCUGGCGUGGAUACGGUGUCCAACACACUCUCCUGGGCUUUGUAUGAGCUCUCCCAGCAUCCCGAAGUCCAGGUGGCUCUCCACUCUGAGAUCACAGCUACUCUGGGCCAGGGCUCUUGUCCCCACCCACAAGCCACUGCUCUGUCCCAGCUGCCCCUGCUGAAAGCAGUGAUCAAGGAAGUGCUACGAUUGUACCCUGUAGUACCUGGAAAUUCCCGUGUUCCAGACAAAGACAUUUAUGUGGGUGGUUAUAUUAUCCCCAAAAAUACACUAGUUUCUCUGUGUCACUACGCCACUUCGAGGGACCCUGCCCAGUUCACAGAGCCAAAUUCUUUUCGUCCAGCUCGCUGGCUAGGGGAGAGCCCAGCCCCCCACCCAUUUGCAUCUCUUCCCUUUGGCUUUGGCAAGCGCAGCUGCAUAGGAAGACGCUUGGCAGAGCUUCAGCUGCAAAUGGCUUUGGCCCAGAUCUUGACCAAUUUUGAGGUACUGUCUGAGCCAGGUGCUCCCCCAAUCAGACCUAUGACCCGGACAGUCCUGGUACCUGAAAGAAACAUCAAUCUACAGUUUGUGGACAGAUAGUUAUUGGGAGAAGCUGUCAUCAUCACCCUCUCUCUUAUCACAGGGCUUUAUUAAGCACCAGACCAAGAGAUUCACCUUCUCCUUGAGGCCUUCUGACCAAAGUAGAUAGGGUAACCACAGCAAACUGGAGUAUGAUUUUGACCUGACUCAGUCAGGUCCAGAAAAACCAUGCUCACUCCACCUGCUCAGCCUUUUUCUCCUGGUCAUAUAUGCAGCCUUCAAAAGCCAACUCAGACAUUAACUUACAAUGUUUUAGUAUACAUGCUGCUGUCGGGAGCACUUUAAUGUGUAAUGUUGAGUGGACUGAAGGACUCAACCACCUCUCUUUUGGUGCUUCCACCACAUUCACUGAUGCUGCUGGCUAAGCAUUGUGCAUAAGCCAAGUAAUUGUGCAUCUCAUCUGCACCUGGUUAGUUCUCCCUCUAAGCAUGCAAGCUCUUUGAAAGAAAGGAUGGAGGAUUAUUUGGUAUUUAUACCCCCAGUCAGGGGCUAUCUUUGAAAAGUUGACACCACAUACAUUUUCAGAUUGAAACUAGACCCUGUAGCAGAAGGGACAAGCAGCAUACCAGACUGUCUACCCUUUUU
Molecule: messenger RNA, 2213 nt
Organism: Fukomys damarensis (Damara mole-rat)
Lineage: Eukaryota; Metazoa; Chordata; Mammalia; Rodentia; Bathyergidae
Product: 25-hydroxyvitamin D-1 alpha hydroxylase, mitochondrial
Exons: 9
Coding region: 99-1628 (509 amino acids)
Biological process (GO): C21-steroid hormone biosynthetic process; cholesterol metabolic process; glucocorticoid biosynthetic process
Cellular component (GO): mitochondrial inner membrane
Molecular function (GO): monooxygenase activity; oxidoreductase activity, acting on paired donors, with incorporation or reduction of molecular oxygen; heme binding
Source: RefSeq, a predicted model, not a curated record